Molecule: messenger RNA, 5986 nt
Organism: Hypanus sabinus (Atlantic stingray)
Lineage: Eukaryota; Metazoa; Chordata; Chondrichthyes; Myliobatiformes; Dasyatidae
Product: gastrula zinc finger protein XlCGF8.2DB-like
Exons: 1
Coding region: 382-1206 (274 amino acids)
Biological process (GO): regulation of transcription by RNA polymerase II
Molecular function (GO): DNA-binding transcription factor activity, RNA polymerase II-specific; RNA polymerase II cis-regulatory region sequence-specific DNA binding
Source: RefSeq, a predicted model, not a curated record
UUCACUCACAGCCUACCCGCAGACUCGCCAGUGAGUUCACAGUGGGGAGAGGCCAUUCACCUGCUCUGUGUGAGGGAGGGGAACUACUCAGUCAACCAGCCUGAAGAUACAUCAGCAAGUUCACACCACAGUGAGAUGCUCCACCUGUUCUGACAGCAGGAAGCAAUUCAUUCUGUCGUCGGUGCUAAAUAUACAUCUGAAAAUUCCCCAGUGAGAAGACAGUAACCUGUUUACAUGGUGGGAAGGUAUUCACACACUAAACCAUGCCACAGUGACACCAGCAAGUUCAUAACGGGGAGAGGCCAAUCACCUGCUCUGUGUGCGAAAGGAUUCACUGAAUCAUCUCAACUGAAUGAACACCAGUGAGUUCACACUGAAAAGAUGUUGUUCACCUGCUUAGACUGUGGGAAGGGAUUCACUCGUUCAUCCACACUACAGAGACACCAGCGAGUUCACACCGGGGAGAGGCCAUUCACUUGCUCUGAAUGUGGGAAGGGAUUCAGUGACUCAUCCAAACUUGUGAGACACUACCGAGUUCACACUGGGGAGAGGCCGUUCACUUGCUCUGAAUGUGGGAAAGGAUUUGCUCGGUCAUCUCAACUGACUGAACAUCAGCGAGUUCACACUGGGGAGAAACCGUUCAGCUGCUUUCAAUGUGGCAAGGGGUUCACCCAAUCAACUCAUCUGAAAGUACAUCAGCGAAUUCACACUGUGGAGAAACCGUUCAGCUGCUCUGAAUGUGGGAAGGGAUUCACUGAUUCAUCCCACCUUGUGAAGCACUGCCGAAUUCACACUGGGGAGAAGCCAUUCACAUGCUCUGAAUGUGGGAAGGGAUUCACUGAUUCAUUCUCCCUUGUGAAGCACUGCCGUAUUCACACUGGGGAGAAGCCAUUCACGUGCUGUGAAUGUGGGAAGGGAUUCACUGACUCAUCCCACCUUGUGAAGCACUGCCGAAUUCACACUGGGGAGAAGCCAUUCACAUGCUCUGAAUGUGGGAAGGGAUUCACUGACUCAUCCCACCUUGUGAAGCACUGCCGAAUUUACACUGGGGAGAAGCCAUUCACAUGCUCUGAAUGUGGGAAGGGAUUCACUCAGUCGUCUCAUCUGAAUGUACAUCAGCGAAUUCACACUGGGGAGAAACCGUUCAGCUGCUCUGAAUGUAGGAAGGGAUUCGCUGAUUCAUACUCCCUUGUGAAGCACUGCUGAAUUCACACUGGGGAGAAGCCAUUCACGUGCUGUGAAUGUGGGAAGGGGUUCACUGCGUCAUCCAACCUGGUGAGGCACUGCCGAACUCACACUGGGGAGAAACCGUUCACCUGCUCAGAUUGUGGAAAGGGAUUCACUCGGUCAUCAGGCUUCAAAGUCCAUCAGCGAGUUCACACUGGGCGAUGCCAGUCACCUGUUCUGAUUGUGGGAAUGAAUUCGCUCAGACAUCUCAACUGACUGAACAUCAACUGCUCAGAGUGUGGGAAGGCAUUCACACACUGAUCCACACUGCAGAGACAGUGGUGGGUUCACACUGUGGGGAGGGUGGUCACCUGCUCAGACUGUGGGAAGGCAUUCACACACUGAUCCACACUGCAGAGACAGUGGUGGGUUCACACUGUGGUGAGGGUGGUCACCUGCUCUGACUGGGAUGGGUUUCAAUCAGUCAUUCAUCCUUGUGUCCCCGUACCGAGCUUUGACCCAACGUGAAUUGGAGAGAUCAGAAGCUUGAGAGGACGCAAUUCACUCAGGUUCACCAAUGGUGUAUUAAAGGCAGUGGUUCAGGGCAGGUUAUUUUUGAGCUUUCAACAGUGGCCACUCCACAGUCAGGAUGGAUUAUCAAGGAAACCUUUAUUAGCAGGAGCAAGUGGAGCGGUCACUGAUGGAGUGGACAGAGUUGGAGCGGAGACUUUGAGGCUUUAAUUCUUUAAUUCAGUGGGGAGAGCAGUCAGUCAGAGAAGGCAAAAUCAUGAUGGAGGUAGAAUUAUUUUUGCCCCUUUACAUUUUCUUAGUUGAAACAGUGGAGAUGACAGGCAGGGUGCUGGAAAGCUGCUUUGUGGGAUGUGGGAAGGCCGGGGACCCUCCUGUGUCCCUGAUAACUACACCUGUGAGAAGGGCAUCCAGCUUCAGCUCCGAACAAUCCACAUUACGGAGUUGCAGCUGGAACUGGAUGAACUCCAGAUCAUUCAGGAGGCUGAAGGGGUGAUAGGUAGGACAUUUGAGAGGUAUUUGCACCCAAGGUGCACGGCACAGGGAACUGGGUGACAGUGAGGAAGAAACUGGACUCUCUGUUUCCCCCUGUGCCCAUCCCUCUGAACAACACAGGUAUCACUUUAGGUACAGUCGGGGAUGGUGGGAUGACCUGGCAAAGAAAAGUCACAGCAAUAGGGUCUCUGGCACUGAGCAUGACUCUGAGACUGAGAAGGGAAGGGAGGAGAAGAGGCGAGCUGUGUUGAUACGUGGCUUGUUAGCUCAGGGAACUGACAGGAUGUACUGUAGGUGAGAAUGAAAUUCCAGGAUGGUGUGUUCCCUCCUGCAUGCUGGCAUCUGGGUCAUCUCAGGUUGAGUGCUCAGCAUUCCUCAGGAGGGUGGACAGUGAAGGUCGCGGUCCAUGUGGGUAACAAUGAUAUGGUCUGGUAGAGUAACGAGGUUCUGUAAAGGGAGUUGAGGGAGUGAGUUGCUAAUUGAAAGGGCAGCUCCUCCAGGCCAGUGAUUUCAGGACUGCCAUCAGUGUGAUGUGGCAGGGAUCAGAAGAUUAUACAGUUUAACACGUUGCUAAAGAGUUGGUUCAGGAGGGAGGGGAUAAGAUUUUUGGAUCAUUUGAGCUUGUGAGGAUUGCUGUGUACAGAGGAGUGAGGAGUGUGAGUAGGGACAGCACAUCACUAACGGAAUGUGACUGGGCACACAGGUCUCUCUGUCUCUCACAAACACAUCAGUGGAGUGGGAGGGAGGGGAGUGAGAAGGGGAAGGGGAAUGAGGAGGAUGGAGUUAGGACUCCUUCACAAAGUCUCACACUCACCCAACCCUCCCCCUCUGGAAUUGGUCCCAUUCCCUCCCCCAGGCUGGGGGUGAGCAUUGAGUUACCUUGCCAACAAGAAAAGGAAUUGUUCGAUAACUUCUGCUUAACACGUUUUGAUAACGAAUUUACAUUGAACUUGAACAUUGAAAUGUACUGUUGGUAAAACAUGUACUGAUGGGAAAUGGUCUCAGUGAAGGUCCGAGAGUGGAAAACGAACCGGUGUUCAGCCCCACUGCUCCGUGCCAGACAAGAGCCCCUAAAUGAGUCUGUCCGAAUGUCUUUUAUUUCCCUUCUCAACCCCAUUCCCUGCCCUCUCCCCAUGACCUUUGAUGCCUUUACUAAUCAAGCACCGAUCAACCUCUGCUUUAAAUAAUGACUUGGCAUCUGUGCCGUCACUGGCAAAAAAUUCCACAGGCCCCUCAUCUACUUAAAUGCAUGCUGUCUGGUAUCGGGUAUUUUGACCCGAAUAUUUAAAAUGGCAGCUAUCUACUCUAUCUAUAUCUCUUUUAAUCUUAUCAAGCCGUAUCAGGUCACCCUGAGCCUCCUCCACGUCAGAGAAGCAGCCCAAGUUUGUCCGAACUCUCCUUACACAGCAGCUCAUGUCUCUAAUCCAGACAACAUCCUGGUGAACCUCUUCAUUGCUGUCCUAAACCCAGCGGAGUAAUGGGCUUUAAGUAAAUAAAUGGUGGGUUGUUGAUUAAUAAGAGUGUCAAAGGUGACGGGGCAAAGGCAGCAGAAUGGGAUUUAGAGGGAUAAUCCAACAGUCGUGAUCGAAUGGUGGAGAAGACUCAAUGGACAGAAUGAGUAUUUCAGUUCCUAUGACUUGUGGUAUUGUGGUGAGAUGGCGAAGCGGUGGGGAGUAAGGUGAGUGUCAAGUCAAACUUGAGUUGCUAGAAAGCAUUGGGACCCAGAGGCAAAAGAAAAUAAUAUUUAUAUGGUUAAAAGCAAGAACAAGAAUUUACUGAUAGACCAGACAUAACCUACUGCCUGAAACAGUUUGGCGGACCCUGCAUCAUCACGCCGGCAGUCCGAGAGCAGCGUUGGAAUCUGCGGUAAGAUGCCGAACUUUAAAUAACUUGAGCCCGUUUCAUGGAGAAGAGCACCGCUGUCACUGCGUUUGAGGUAACUCCGAUACGGGGCCCACCGCGCGCAGGCGCUUCUUGGAGAUGACGUGGGGCUUAAGAGCUCGCGAACCUUCGAGAGAGUUCGCCCGGUCGGAGGCCAUCCAUAACGGUUCAGUAGAGAAACCGAGGUGCAGGUCCGAAUUCGUCUUCAAAAUCCGAGAGGCAGCCAGUUUUUCACCUUCACCUUAACCUUAACCUAAUUACAACUUAUGACUGAUUACUUAUGAUAUUUUUUAUGACUUAUGACUAAGUACAAACGGAACUAUAAAACUGCCGCAGUUGCGAAAAAUAUAAGGAAAAGUUGUUUGGUCAUUGAGUGGAAUCCGGUUAAAAACCUUUAGGUAGGCGCAUUCAAUCUCUUUCAAGUGGGGAGGCUGCACAUGUUCAAACAACAGAACAAGAACUCCGACUUGACAGUGAAAAACUGGUUGACAGUGAAAAGGCAAACUCGAGGAAAUCCCCAGAUGCUGGAAAUUUAAGCAACACACACAACGCUUCUCCUUAUAGUUGCUGCCAGGCCUGCUGCGUUCCACCAGCGUUUUGUGUGUGUUGACGGUGAAAACACUGCUUUACAGUGAAAAUGCUGCUUGACAGUGGCGGAAAAAAACCUUUUUGACCGGGAAACUGGAGGACCAGGAAACAGAAAUCUGGGAGCCUUGAGCUGGAGCAGUAGGAGCAAUAACUUGGAAUCCUUAAAAAGGAAGAAAAUUAUAUUAAGAUAAAACAACAUCAAAGCACCAUUAAAAAGUUGUACUUGCCCUUUCACCUGUGAACAGCCUGUAGGCGGAAUCAAACAUGGCUGAUCAGGCUAUUGGGAAAUCAGUUGAACAACUCGAGGUAAAGCGAACGACAGCAAAAUGAUUACUUUCUCGUCUGGCCAACAGUAUUACCAGGGUCGAUCAAAACAUGUCUGAAGAGGAUCUCAGAGUCAGUUUCAAUAAACUCACAACAGAAGCCGAGAAAGUCAUGGAACCCAAUGAUGAUGUGGAGGCCGGAUUCAUUGCGGAACGGGAGGCGGAGCUGAACGCAGAGAUAGUAGCCGUGUUCACUGAACAGCAAAAAGCCGACCUGGCAAAGACGGCAAAUGAGUGUGAGUUGAAACUGAAGGAGAUCAGAAGCCUAAUCCAGGAGACUCUUUGGAACAACUUUGGAAAUGUUGAGCUGGAGAGGAUGAAUCUGAAAACGUCGCUGUUGUACAACCCGAUGUCCACCAGGAGGCGUAUGACUUCAUGCUUAACCACCUGCAAGGACUGGUACAGACAGCGAAGGAGGUGCAUGGUCGGUGGAAAUGAUGGAUCCCGCCAGGUGAUCGGAAGCACCUUCUGAGUCGCCUAAAGGGGCUCGAACUCCACAUCCCCAAGGAGUUUUCCAAGAAAGAAAGGAGUAUGCUGAAAGACUAACCCCAACGGCGUUGGGCCUUUCCUCCUAUUUUCCCACGCCAGCCAUCAGACUGAAACCGACGGCCCUUUCCAAGUUUACUGGGAGAAAACAUGAUUUUCACAGAUGGAGAAAGGGCUGGGAAGCACUCCAGAGGCAGGGAGAGCCGACCUGUCCAAGAGAGGUGAUAGAGAUUCAACCACCGGACAGUCUUGACCACAAAAUCAGAAGAGACCUUCGCUUCUCUACUUCUCACACUGCAGAUGACAUCUUCCGUGUUCUCGAAAACCGCUAUGGGAAUCGAACGAGCAUUGCUGUUGAAAUUGUGGAGGAGAUACAGAAAAUGCCAGAAAUCGUCAGCCACGGAAAAUAUUGGAAUUAAUUCAAACAGUGGAGAAGGCACGUCAAGACUUGAGUGGCCUUGGAGACACGGGUGCUAUCAAAAAUCCGCUGGUGACAAGUUCAAUUGAAAGUAAACUUA